UUCAGUGGAUUUCUCCGCGUGGAUCAAGCUGUGGGAUAUCUGCUGUCACAAACACAAACCAGCUAUGCCUGACAUUUGUCCGUGACUGCAGGGGACGAGGCCGUAAAUGGUGUCUGGGAUUCAAGUCGGUUUAGAGCGCUUCGUUUUCUGGUCAUGGAAGGUCCAGAACCGGUUACCGAUUAUUUACGGGGAGUGAACGGACACUUGAAUGAACUUCAGAGCUCCGGUGAAGGAUGCUCUCCUUGCCUUAAGAGCACCCGUUCUUUGAUCCCGCCGGUGUACUGGAAUGAGCUGCUACAGCUUGUUAAACUGGCAGGACCGGUGCUCAUUUCUCAGCUGAUGGUCUUCAUGAUCAGUACAGUCAGUAUGGUGUUCUGUGGUCACAUGGGGAGAACUGAGCUUGCAGGAGUGUCACUAGCAGCUGCGGUGGUUAACGUCAGUGGUAUUUCUGUUGGCACUGGUUUAUCAGCAACUUGUGAUACCCUGAUAUCUCAGACGUAUGGGAGCGGUAACUUGAAGCGAGUCGGUGUGAUUCUCCAGAGGGGAGUUCUGAUUCUGCUGCUGGCCUGUUUCCCCUGCUGGGCCGUCCUCAUCAACACUGAGCCCCUCUUACUCGCAGUCAAACAGAGUCCGGAGGUCGCCAGUCUCGCCCAGAUGUAUGUGAAAAUCUUCAUGCCUGCUCUCCCGGCUGCUUUUAUGUACCAACUGCUUGGGAAGUAUCUACAAAAUCAGGGAAUUAUGUGGCCUCAGGUUAUAACUGGAGCAAUUGGAAAUGUCUUCAAUGCUGUCAUCAACUACGUCUUCCUCUAUCCCCUGGAGCUGGGUGUUGCUGGAUCUGCAGCAGCCAAUGCCUUGUCACAGUAUUUGCUGGCUCUGUUCCUAUAUGCUUACAUUUGCUGGAAGGGUCUACACAAAGCCACGUGGGGAGGUUGGACGCUUGACUGUCUGCAAGAGUGGGGUCUUUUCAUCAAGCUGGCUAUUCCCAGUAUGCUCAUGAUUUGUUUGUCCUGGUGGAUAUUUGAAAUCGGAGGAUUCCUGGCUGGUGUGAUAAGUGAGGUUGAGCUGGGAGCUCAGUCCAUAGCAUACCAACUCUGCAUUGUAGCUUAUAUGAGCCCACUGGGAUUCUCUGUUGCUGCCAGUGUGAGAGUUGGAAAUGCUCUUGGUGCAGGAAAUCCAAAGCAGGCCACGCUAUCAUGCAAAGUCUCUAUCAUCUGUGCAUUGGCAGUUGCCUGUUUGGUUGGGGCUUUCAUCAUCUCUACCAGAAACGUCAUUGGCUACAUUUUCACCUCCGAGCAAGACAUCAUUCAGAGGGUUGCUGAUGUCAUGCUUAUAUUUGGAUUCAUGCAUAUCUGUGAUGCCAUUGCGGGCGUGGCUGCAGGUGUUCUUAGAGGUGUGGGGAAACAGCUGAUUGGUGCUUUGUGUAAUUUUGUUGCAUUCUACUUCAUUGGCUUCCCCAUUGGUGUGUCCCUGAUGUUCGCAGCAAACAUGGGGAUUGUAGGACUUUGGACAGGACUCGUCAUUUGCCUCUUACUUCAGGUGAUAUUUUACGUCACUUUUUUGUGCAGACUUGAUUGGAAAAAGGCUUCAGAAGAUGCUCUUGUGAGAGCAGGGGUUCACAUUACAAAGGAAAAUGCAACAGCUGAGCUGGAAGACUCAGAUUCACAUCAGAGUCAGGCCCAGGUCAGUGGAGCUGAGUCUGCGUGUUUGAGUGCUGAGGGAGGAAACACAGAUCCAAUUGUAGCCAGUUCAGGCAGUAGAGCCUUCACCACCACCACCACCACAGUGGGAGAUGUUCUGUCUGUACCACAGCUGGCUGUAUGGCGUGGUUUGGCAUUAAUAAUCAUGAUCAUCAUCCUUCUUGCUGGAAUCAUCAUCAGCCAUUUUCUAAUGAAGCUGUUAAAAUGACGGAUUUUUGAGUGUCAUAGGGCUGCUCAUCAGCUUGACCAUAUUGAGAAUCUACUCCAGUCUUCAGCUCUGUGCAGCUUCCAGAAACUCUUUGAUUGAAAGAUGGAUAACGCUUUCAGGUCUGAAAUGUGAUGCUUAAAGUGUCUCACAUGUGCAUUCUCUAUAACAGCCAGCAGCAAGCAAUUCUUCUGCUUGUUCUGCUUGCCCCAGUAAACAUUUUCUUAAUGAUUUUAAGGGCUCUGUCACAGGUGUUACAUCUUAUUAAAUACAACAUGAUGCUCACUUAGGAAAUUAUGAUCCCAUUAGAAUCGAAAAGGAAAAAGGCAGUUAUGCACUUCACAGUAUGAGCAUACAGUCUCACUUGGUUUCUUAGUGAGUCACCACAGUCCUUCUGUCAGUUUUCAAAACAUGAAGAUUGCAAAGGCUAAAAUGCUAAGCUCUGUGAAGCUCUGAGUAACUUAUUUACUAUCCAACAAGGGGCAACCAGCAUCCAAUUUUAGUAUGCAGUCUAUGAUAAAAUCUGCUUCAGAAAAAAAAAAAAAGCAUUUUGUGCACUUUUUGUUUCCUGUGUCUCAGCCAAAUUAGAUGUAAAGUUAAAAAUGUAUAUAUGUGUGUGUCUGUGUGUGUGUGAAUGGAAAAUGUAUAUUUUCUGGGUGAAAACAAGGAACUUAAACGUCCACCAGUAACAUUUUAUGCCAGCAUUUUUCACAAGAACAAACAUUUCACUGCACAAUGUCUUCUUAUAUCUUCUGUUUGCUUUAAAAGAGCAUACCAUGGACUUAACUUUAAAGUCCUCUAGCACUGCCACCUUCACAAUAGUAUUUUUUUUUUUUUAAAUGGAUGUAUCAGGGAGAUCUUUAUUUUCACGAUCGGUUUAGGCUUUAAACGAAUAGAUAAAGGUCUGCUCAGUCAGUGUUGAGACUUUGCUGCACAAAUACAUUUUUGAAUCAUCUGCCAUUAUUUUCUAUUU
Molecule: messenger RNA, 2875 nt
Organism: Pelmatolapia mariae (spotted tilapia)
Lineage: Eukaryota; Metazoa; Chordata; Actinopteri; Cichliformes; Cichlidae
Product: multidrug and toxin extrusion protein 1-like
Exons: 16
Coding region: 154-1905 (583 amino acids)
Biological process (GO): xenobiotic detoxification by transmembrane export across the plasma membrane
Cellular component (GO): membrane
Molecular function (GO): antiporter activity; xenobiotic transmembrane transporter activity
Source: RefSeq, a predicted model, not a curated record